GGAAGGAAAGAAGGAAGGAAGGAAGGAAGGAAGGAAGGAAGGAAAAGGACCGGGAAACUGUCCAAGUUUAGCCCGAGAGGAGCUCCGCACCGCCUGCCAGGAAGAACCCGGAGGGCUCCGCGAAGAAGAGAAAGCAAAAGCCGCUAGCUUCCUCCUCUUCCUCCUCCUCCUUCCCCGGCUGGCGCCCGCCUCGCCUCGCCCGCCCGCCGGCUCCCUCGGCUCCUCCGCCGCGGCCAUGGCCCAGGAGAACGGCGAGACGCGCGGCUCGUCCUGGAAGAAGCCCGCCGAGGACAUCGGCCGCAUCUUCGCCUUCAAGGAGACCCUGGGGACGGGUGCAUUUUCCGAAGUCGUCCUGGCUGAAAACAGGAGCAGUGGAAAACUGUUUGCAGUGAAGUGCAUCCCCAAGAAAGCCCUCAAAGGGAAGGAAAGCAGCAUAGAAAACGAAAUUGCAGUCCUGCGAAAGAUCAAGCAUGAAAACAUUGUGGCCCUGGAAGACAUUUAUGAGAGCUCAAGCCAUCUGUAUCUGGUUAUGCAAUUAGUAUCUGGAGGUGAGUUAUUUGACCGCAUCGUAGAGAAAGGAUUUUAUACGGAAAAGGAUGCCAGCACCCUGAUACGGCAAGUCUUGGAUGCUGUCUAUUAUCUUCACCGGAUGGGCAUCGUUCACAGAGACCUCAAGCCUGAAAAUCUGCUCUACUACAGCCAGGAUGAAGACUCUAAAAUCAUGAUCAGUGAUUUUGGAUUGUCCAAAAUGGAGGGGAAAGGAGAUGUCAUGUCCACGGCCUUUGGCACCCCAGGUACGUUGGUAACUCCUGAAGUCCUGGCCCAGAAACCCUACAGCAAAGCCGUCGACUGCUGGUCCAUUGGAGUGAUUGCCUAUAUUCUACUCUGUGGCUACCCUCCGUUCUACGAUGAAAAUGACUCAAAGCUCUUUGAGCAAAUUCUGAAAGCAGAAUAUGAAUUUGACUCUCCUUAUUGGGAUGAUAUCUCUGAAUCGGCUAAAGAUUUUAUUCGGAACCUGAUGGAGAAAGACCCCAAUAAAAGAUAUACCUGUGAACAGGCGGCCCGUCACCCGUGGUAA
Thamnophis elegans (Western terrestrial garter snake) is the source of this 1078-nucleotide messenger RNA. RefSeq names its product calcium/calmodulin dependent protein kinase ID (gene CAMK1D). Gene Ontology annotation, molecular function: calcium/calmodulin-dependent protein kinase activity; calmodulin binding; ATP binding. The record is from RefSeq and is a predicted model, not a curated record. Gene Ontology annotation, biological process: peptidyl-serine phosphorylation. NCBI's taxonomy places the organism in Eukaryota, Metazoa, Chordata, Lepidosauria, Squamata, Natricidae. Gene Ontology annotation, cellular component: intracellular anatomical structure.